AUCAGCUGCUGAAGUUGUUGAAAAGUUUGACAAGACGGAGGAGCCUCGAAAGAGCUGCAAGGGGCAAAAAAAACACGAGCCAGAAAAAAAGAGGACACACAACUUCUCGACACCAAACUGCAUUUAUUUACCUCCGGACGCACGAUGGAAUCCGUCGCCCAGAAAGUCAUGACUUCUGGAUUCAGUCUCGACUUGGGCCCGCUGAAGGAGCCUUUGGCGUUUAUCCGUUUGCUGGAAUGGGUGUUUUCCAUAUUUGCCUUUGCUACGACUGGAGGUUACAGUGGUACAACCAGCAUCAAUGUCCAGUGCCAGGGACGUGCCAGUCAGGAAAUACAUGCAGCCUUUAACUACCCGUUUAGGUUGAUGCAGCAUCCCUAUCAUGUCCCUGACUGUAAAGUCAACCAGACCACCGACACCACGUACUUUCUGAGGGGAGACCACGCCUCCUCUGCAGAAUUUUUCGUCUGUAUCGGAGUGUUUGCAUUCCUCUACAGCACUGCUACGCUAGUCCUCUAUUUGGCCUACCAGCACUUGUACAAAGACUCUAGUCGUGGCCCCAUUGUGGACCUGUUGGUGACUGCGGCCGUGGCCUUCCUGUGGUUGGCAUCCUCCUCUGCUUGGGCGAAAGGCUUGUCUGAUGUGAAGUCGGCCACCAGUCCUACUACUAUUCUACGUAUAGUUGAAGUUUGCAAGGAGCCCAACAAGUGCACUCCGGGGGCUCUCCCUCACAUGGGCAGACUAAAUGCCUCGGUGAUAUUUGGUUUUCUGAACCUCAUCCUGUGGGGGGGCAACUGCUGGUUUAUUUACAAGGAAACACCUUUCCACAAGUCAGCCAGCCAGCCUGCAGAUGCGGAGGGGGGAGUCACGCCAUCGUAACUACGCAGCUUCCUCCUUUCGAAAUUGUCUAACAUGUAGUGCUAUUAAAUUAGUAAUGUUUGGUAAUGGCUGUUGAAGCAAACUACAAUUCAAGUUCCAGUAUAUAUUUUCAAAAAUGACUGCUCUUUUUGCAGUAUUAACCUUAUUCAUUUCAUACACGCAUAUCGAAAUGCCCUGUGUUAAGACAGAAAUUGAUAUAGGAAGUUAAAGCAGCCAGAAUGUUGUCCUAGUAGAUUCUCAGUUUGCUUGUGUAACAUUUUUAUACAAAGGCAUCCAAAAUGCUAACACUGAUUUACAAUAUUUUUUGCUCUAUUCAUUUCUGUCGUCAGCAAUCGCUUUGAAAACUCAGGGCUGUUGAGUGUAUCGAUCACAAGAUUCCUAAUUGAUAUAAAAUACUUGAAGUGCAUAUAUUGUUAACACAAGUCUAGACUAGACAAAAUUUCAGCCCAAUUCAAAACUAUACAAAAGGCAUCAAAAUGUGAUGCUGUAUUAAAUAUCUUUAACUUAGUGGUUCUUUUGGAGAAAUAACUCAGCUGCCAAUGUGAGAUUAUUUAUAAACGGGGUAAAAGCACCUUUAUUUUAUCUUUUUGUGUUACAUUGUGCCUCAUCAUCUCAAUAUGUUCAGAUAAUUUCACUAGUUUAGACUAACGACUUAAUAGUAUGUUGAAUAUUCUGUUGAAUUUUAAGACUUUUACAUUUAAAACCGGUACGUUUACCAGCGAGAAGUUACAGAUAUAUUCCCUAACAGGUCAUGACUUUGUAUUUGUCCUGCAUCUUUAUAAUGUUUAAAUUAAGGUAUUUGUAAGAAAAUUCCCCAUAAAGGCCCAUAAUAUUUCAGUACUGUUGUAUAACAUUAGCUACCGUAGUUGCUGUUAUUUUGUUUUCUUGAGCACUUGACUGAUCUCUCUAACCUGUUCCUAAUGUUCCUUUAUCUUGCUUUUGCCUGGCUUCUACCUCUGCACUGUUGUAGGGGAAUACAAACUGUAUUUCUCUGUUUCUGCCAUCGUUAUGACUUCCCACUUUUAUAUGCAGCAGGCUUGUCCGAUUCACCGUUUGUAGCUUAAUCCAUCAGAGUGUUGUUCAAAGAGUCACUGAUGGGAUUGGAGCUCCUGUUAAAAUCCCAGAAGAUACUGUGUGGACAUGAAAGUGCUGUGCAUCAAUAAAAGGAUAAGGCAGA
This is a messenger RNA of Amphiprion ocellaris (clown anemonefish), 2053 nucleotides long. It is a transcript of the gene sypl2b, whose product is annotated as synaptophysin-like 2b. Lineage: Eukaryota; Metazoa; Chordata; Actinopteri; Pomacentridae. The record is from RefSeq and is a predicted model, not a curated record. Bases 145 to 876 code for a protein of 243 amino acids. The transcript has 6 exons. Gene Ontology annotation, cellular component: synaptic vesicle; synaptic vesicle membrane.